This is a messenger RNA of Acromyrmex echinatior (Panamanian leafcutter ant), 3088 nucleotides long. RefSeq names its product ATP-binding cassette sub-family G member 4-like. The record is from RefSeq and is a predicted model, not a curated record. Gene Ontology annotation, biological process: transmembrane transport. Gene Ontology annotation, cellular component: plasma membrane. NCBI's taxonomy places the organism in Eukaryota, Metazoa, Arthropoda, Insecta, Hymenoptera, Formicidae. Gene Ontology annotation, molecular function: ATP binding; ATP hydrolysis activity; ABC-type transporter activity.
UGUUCAUGAAAAAGUUAUAAUUUCACUUUUCUCUCUUUGGCUAAAAAGAAUUAAUUUACUACAUGGCAUAUACAUUAAACUGUAAAUCACUUGUGUUUGAUUGAUAAUGAGACACAGGUAAUAAUUAAAGAUAGAUUUCUAGGAUAUUUUUUUCUUUCCCCUUCUCUUAAAUUUAUGCUCGCGGUAGGAAUCAGUUUCGUUAACUCCUCCUACUAGAUACGUCUCUGCUUACGUUUAUAAUCAGCAGUACAAGAUAUCAGAGCAGUCAUAAAAUCGGAAUUCAGUGCACAGUCUGUCGUAUAUGCAACUGAUAAAAUACUUAAUAAUUAUAGCUCUUUAAUUAAUGAAUUGACGACGAAGCUAAUUUCAUAAAAGUCUAGCAAAAUGGUGAAAACAAACAAUAAUAACGUUGCAAGAAUAGUGGAUAACGAUUGUAAGAUCCAUAUGGAGGAAUCGGAAAAGUUGUUGGAACCCAAAAAAUCGCGGAACGCGCAAAUGUGCAUCGAAUUCAACGAUCUUUGUUAUUCAGUUUGCAAUAGUAAAGAGACUGAAAAAACGAUUUUACAUAAUGUGACGGGAUACUUCGAACGGAGGAAGGUUACGGUGAUAAUCGGUCCUUCCGGUGCAGGAAAAACCACUCUGCUGAAAAUCAUAUCGGGCAAACGACUGACGGACAUUAAGGGCACCAUUACUAUAAAUGGCAUUGAACGAAAUAAAGGGACAUUCCGGAAACAGGUGUGCUAUGUGCCGCAACAAUUGGCUCUAUUACCGUUCCUCACAACUAGAGAAACUCUUUAUAUAGCGGCUCGACUGAAACUUGACAUUAAUCAGAGCAAAGAAGCAAUUUGUUCAGUUGUAAACGAUAUAGCGGAAACUCUCAGUAUAUCAAAUUGUCUGGACACAUUAGCGAACAAAUUAAGUGGUGGCGAACAGAAGAGACUCUCUAUCGGCGUGGAAAUAAUUGCUAAACCAUCUAUUCUAUUAUUAGACGAACCAACAAGCGGUCUCGAUAGUGUGGCCUCUUAUCAGCUCGUUAACAUGCUGCAUGAUAUGUCGAGAUCAAAUUGCACUGUGAUUUGUGCAAUACAUCAACCCAGUAGUCAAAUAAUUUCGCUUUUCGAUAACAUUAUGGUAUUGAGUCAAGGCAGAAGUAUGUACUGCGGUUCAAAGAGCGAGAUUUUAAAGACGUACAAUAUUGCCGGAUUCACGUGUCCCAGCUUCUAUAACAUAGCCGAAUUUGUGCUUGAAGUAAUAACCGAGCAAAGAGGUGGUGACUUAGAGAAUCUAUACAAAAUUUGUCGUGAUGAAUGCGAAAAAUUCAAAUUACAUAAUAAAAAAUUGAAUUCAUUAAUUGAUCCCAAGCAAGAAUGUGAAACAAGUGAUACAAGUACACUAAUAAACAUAAUACAAGAAAAGUCGACAUGGCAACAGCAAAAAAUUUUAUUUUUACGAGCUCUAAUCUACAUAAAGAGAGAUACAGUCUUAACAAAAAUAAGAUUUGUGACGCACAUCAGUGUCGCGCUGUUAUUAGGGACAGUUUUCUAUAAUUUUGGUGACGAUGCGGAAAAAGUGAAUAGUAAUAUCGCUUGCUUGUUUUUUUUUCUGUUAUUUUUAUUCUUUGUGAAUGCUGAACGAACAAUACAAACGUUUCCCAUAGAAGCGGAAGUAUUUUUAAAGGAAUAUUUAAAUAAUUGGUAUUCUUUGAGAUCCUAUUAUAGUGUAAAAAUAAUAACGGAUCUCGUGAUGCAAAUACUUUGUACAUCAGCCUUCGUAUUUAUAUCAUACUAUAUGACAGGACAGCCAAUGGAAUAUGAUAGAAUUCUAAAGACGUGGAGCAUUUGUCUGUUGAGUAUGAUGCUUGGACAAACAGUCGGAAUAAUUGCAGGCACGGCAUUUGGUACUGAGUUAGGUAUGUUUUUAAUAUCGGCAACUCAUAUACCAUUAUUGCUCUUCGCUGGAUUUUUUACGAAAAUAGAAGAAAUGUCGCCGUACCUGCAGCCUUUAAGUAUUACAAGCUAUUUCAGAUAUGCAUUUGAAGGGAUAAUGCAGGCGAUCUAUCUUGGCCGAUCGAAUCUGAAGUGCUCGGAAAUUUACUGUCAUUUACGUUCACCAAGCAAGAUUCUCUCAAUGUCGAACAUGCCAACAGUAUCAUUUUAUGCAAUUCCGAUAAUACUUGGCUCUUGGAUACUCUGUUUACACGCGAUCCAUUAUGUAAUACUUCAUUGGAAAAUUUAUUAUGCAAAAAAAUGAUGAGUAAAAUUAAUAUUCACCUCAAACUAUAAUACGUAUAUUCUCAAAAAAAUGUUCUCAAGAUAUCUCAAAUAAAAAAUUACUUAUUGAGCAAAUUCUAUCUGCAAUAUAUGCAGAAUCUCAAGAAAAAUAAUGGGAUUAAGAAUAUAAACAGUUUUGUAAAUUGUUUAUAUUUUACACUAAGUAAUAACAACGUGUGAAAAAAGGUGUGAAUUUUAUAAUUUCUAGUUUGAACAAACUAUGCGUUGGUAACUGAUUAUGAUGACAGUAGGAAUUUGCGUUUUUUUAAAAGUAAAUUAGGUUAAAUAGCUUGAAUGAAAGUGUUAUGUGUUUAAGGCCAGAUUGCACCAACGUUACUUUGACUUUAAGCGAGGCUUAAAAACUCUCACUUUCUCUUUUUAAAGCAGAGAAAAGAUAGAGUUUAAAGUGUCAUUUAAAGUCAAAGCAAGUUGGAGCAAUCGCUUUCGGGGAAAUGCUAUUAGUGCUAUUUGUGCCAUUCUAUCCUUAUUAUAUAUCUAAUGAAUGAAAGAUAGAAUAAUACAAAUAGCGCUAAUAUUACGUCUCCUCAAACUCACGUAUAGAGAGAGUAGAAGCACUGUGUUUUUAAUGUUUUAAAUUAGCAAUAAAUUAAGAAGGCAAGAUGCUAAGGUAAUUGUAAAUAAACCAGAUUGGUAGAAGGAUGUAGAAAUGAAGAAAGUGGAAGAAGUAAAAUAUAUAUAAAGUAUAGAAAGAUAAAAUAGAUAUUAAAGAAGAUGGGCGGUAUUAGAGAUUUAAAUCGCGAAAAUUGCAGAAAAAUAUAUAAGACGAGUAAGAAAAUUAAUUGUAGUAAAAAAAGAUA